CUGACCCCAGCAUGGGCUCCUUCUCCACCAUCACCGCGAGCUUCCUCCUCUUUCUGGCCGUUCAGCUCCCCGGGCAGACCAGAGCUAACCCCGUGUACAGCUCUGUGUCCAAGACCGAUCUGAUGGAUUUCAAGAAUCUGCUGGACCGUUUGGAGGACAAGAUGCCUUUAGAAGAUGAGGUCCUGUCCCCACAAGUACUAAGUGAGCAGAAUGAAGAAGCUGGAGCAGCUCUCAGCUCCCUCCCUGAGGUGCCUCCCUGGACAGGGGAGGUCAGCCCAGCCCAGAGAGAUGGGGGUGCCCUUGGGCAGGGCCCCUGGGACUCCUCCGAUAGAUCUGCCCUCCUGAAAAACAAGCUGAAGGCGCUGCUUGCUGCCCCCCGGAGCCUGCGGAGGUCUAGCUGCUUCGGGGGAAGGAUGGACAGGAUUGGAUCCCAGAGCGGACUGGGCUGUAACAGCUUCCGGUACCGAAGAUAAUGGCCAGACCCAGCAGGCUUCAACAGACCCUCAUCCCCUGGGGUCUUUCACU
This is a messenger RNA of Molossus molossus (Pallas's mastiff bat), 525 nucleotides long. RefSeq names its product natriuretic peptide A (gene NPPA). Lineage: Eukaryota; Metazoa; Chordata; Mammalia; Chiroptera; Molossidae. Gene Ontology annotation, biological process: cGMP biosynthetic process; receptor guanylyl cyclase signaling pathway; neuropeptide signaling pathway. The record is from RefSeq and is a predicted model, not a curated record. The transcript has 3 exons. Gene Ontology annotation, cellular component: cytoplasm; extracellular region; nucleus. Gene Ontology annotation, molecular function: hormone activity; hormone receptor binding. Bases 12 to 473 code for a protein of 153 amino acids.